This is a messenger RNA of Diplodia corticola, 1080 nucleotides long. RefSeq lists its product as uncharacterized. The record is from RefSeq and is a predicted model, not a curated record. Lineage: Eukaryota; Fungi; Ascomycota; Dothideomycetes; Botryosphaeriales; Botryosphaeriaceae. The transcript is spliced from 2 exons. Bases 1 to 1080 code for a protein of 359 amino acids.
AUGUCGAAAAGGACCGUCUUCACCACCAUCACGCCCUUGCCCGCGGGUGUAACACGGCAAGUGGUGCUCGAAACGCUGCACAACCAUGUCGAAAUGAUCGACCUCAACCCACUCGUCAUCGAACGUCAUAUCUGCCCUCCGCCUCGCGACGCCAACGCAGAGGAGUUCCACUGCACCUGGUACUCGCUCACGGACCGCGUCAGCUAUCUGCCCGGCAUCAACGGCAAAGUGACGUACAACGCCUGUUUCCACGACCUCGCCAAGGGCGUGCAGACGCACGUCUACGCUCCUCUUGGUCUCGACAUCAAGGAGAAAUGGUCCGUCGGGGGGAGCUUGCCCGGCGAGGCUGCCGAGCCCGUGGAGCUGGGGCUCGGGGUCCCGAAGCAGGGCCUCUACCUGCGCGAGGACUGCGACAUGCGCUGCAACAUCAUGUUGACCAAGUUCGUCCGCGGCACCCUGACCAAAGCCCAUUCGGUGCUCGUCGACCGCCUGGUGGAGAAGGCCGGCCUGGAACAGGUCAAGGUCGACAACCAGCGCAUAUCCGUCGCCAGCAGCGAGCCCGCCUCGCUCCAUUCCAACGACGUCGGCACCGCCACCGGCUUCCCCGCAUCCCCGACCCUCUCGUCGUCAGGAACCUUCAGCGACACGGCGAGCCUCGACCACGCUGCUACUCAAGCCCAGCCCGCCCCGGUGCAGCCUCCACAGUAUUCCGAGCUUCCGAAAUACGCAGAGCUUCCCGGCCCUCCGCAGCCUCCCCAGCAACCAGCUCCGCAAUUGCCGCCUGUCGAGAAGCCAAAGAUGUGCGCCGACGGCUCCUUCGUUCCCGAGCCGUUGAACCCGCGCAAGGCCCAGAGGCACAGCUACAUGGCCUACCAACCCGCCCAGGCACACGCCGCGACGAACCGGAACUACGCCGCCUACCGACCUCCGCCGCCGCAGCACGGCUAUUCUGCAUAUCGUCCCACCAACGCGCAACCGCGGCACCUUUCGGCUCAGCAGUACUCUACGCAUAGUAGAUCUCAGUCUGCUGGUUCUGUGCCGCACAUUUCCGUCAGUUCGCCCGCCGAGCUGGAGGGCUGA